AAAACGCCACCUGCUGGGGGGACACAGCUUUUCCGCCGAGUUGGGCCUCUCUCUCCUCCUCGCCACUUCGAUACGGAAGUGACUUCUUCGUAGCCGGUUAGGAUAAUUUACGUAGCAGGUUAGGAGGCCAAGGUUGAGGCUAAGAAAGGGUUAGGGAAAAUCACUUCCGGUCGUAGCUGUAUGCAGUGGCGUGAAACGUGUCCCUUCUUCAAAUACAACAACAAGCUAGUAAGUCACUUCGGUAGGUUGCUAGCCAACAUCGACGAACCUUUGAAGCUCUAUAGGUUAUCGGUGUAACGUUACAUUUAUAGCCACUGUGUUUGUUUUAAACACAUUUCUGUUGUAUAUCUAGUUACCCUCUUUAAUUGCACAUAUACGUUGCUAGUAAGUUAGCUGGAUAACAUAGCACCAGGCCAGUCGCCCAUGCUAACAUCCCCGACCAUGAGUUCACUAAACUACUCCUCCCCUGAUAAAGAAGAGGGGGUCUGCUUGACGGAGAAAGACGGUAUUUGGUUGAACAUUGUCGUAAAAGAUGAGAAACAAGAGGAGGAUGUCACAGUACAAAAAGAAGAGGGUGAAGCUGUUACAGUGAAACAAGAGGAAGAAACGUUCAGAGUGAAAGAGGAGGAUGUUACCGUGAAAGAAGAGGAGGAAGAGAAAGAGGAUACAGUUUUUGGAGUGAAGACUGAGGGAGAGAUAACUGUCACAUCGGAAGAGACAGGAGAUCGGAUUAACACCAGAGAGAGGCCAGACUGUCACUCUGACAGCAAAAAGAGUCCUUCGGGGGAACCAGACCCAGAGACGUCCAAAUCAGCAGGAAGACACCACUGCUCCCAGUGUGGAAAGAGUUUUACUCUGCUAUGGAACCUGAAAAUACAUAAGAGAAUACAUUCCGGAGAGAAGCCAUACCACUGCUCCCAAUGUGGAAUGACUUUUACCUGGUUAGGUAGUCUGAAAACGCACGAGAGGGCACACACAGGAGAAAAACCUUUCCAAUGUUCCCACUGUGGAAAGAGUUUUACCCAGUUAGGGGACCUGAAUAGGCACGAGAGGACGCAUAGAGAAGAGAAGCCCUACCAAUGCUCCCAGUGCGGAAAACGUUUUGGGUGGUUAGUGAGCCUGAAAACACAUGAGAGAAUACACACAGGAGAAAAGCCUUACCACUGUUCCCACUGUGGAAAGAGUUUUAGGGGGUCAGUGAGCCUGAAACAGCAUGAGAGAAUACACACAGGAGAGAAGCCUUACCACUGUUCCCACUGUGAAAAGAGUUUUAGGUGGUUAGGUACCUUGAAAUUGCAUGAGAGGACCCACACAGGGGAAAAGCCAUACAAAUGCUCCCUGUGUGGAAAGAGUUUUACCAAGUUAUGGGGCCUGAGUAGGCAUAAGAGGACACAUACAGGGGGGGAUAGCACCUACCACUGCUCCUUGUGUGGAAAGAGAUUUACCCAGUUAGUGGCCUUGAAAGAGCAUGAAAUAAUACAUACAAAUACACAGGAGGGGAAGACAUACCACUGUUCUCAUUGUGGAAAGACAUUUUCCCAGUCAGAGGCCCUGAAAUCACAUGAGAGAAUAGAGAGGUUGUGUUCUGACUUGUGUUUUGAGUUCAGAGUGAAAGAGGAGGAGGAUGUUACUGUGAACGAAGAGGAGAAAGAGAAGGAACAGGAUACCGUUUUUGGAGUGAAGGAGGAGGGGGAGAUAACUGUCACAUUGAAAGAGGAGGAUGAGACUGGAGAUCUGAUUAACACCGAAGAGAGACCAGACUCUCACUCUGACAGCGGGGAGAGCCCUUCAGGGGAACCAUAUGCAGAGACGUCCAAACAAGCGAGACGACACCACUGUUCCCAGUGUGGAAAGAGUUUUACUCAGUUAAGGGGCCUGAAAAUGCAUAGGAGAAUACACACAGGAGAUACACCUUACCACUGUAUCCACUGUGGAAAGAGUUUUAGGUGGUUAGGAAGCCUAAAGGACCAUAAGAGAAUACACACGGGAGAGAAGCCUCACCACUGCUCCGAGUGUGGAAAGCGUUUUACCCGAUUACUACACCUGACAUCACAUCAAAGGACACACACAGGAGAAAAGCCUUUCCCAUGUUCCCAGUGUGGAAAGGGUUUUACCCAGUUAGGGAGCCUGAAGGAGCAUGAGAGAAUACACACAGGAGAAAGCCCUUUCCCAUGCUCCCAGUGUGGAAAGAGUUUUACCCGUUUAAGGAGCUUGAAGGGGCAUGAGAGGACACACACGGGAGAAAGGCCUUUCCAAUGUUCCCAGUGUGGAAAGGGUUUUAACCGGAUAGGGAGUCUGAAGGAGCAUGAGAGGACACACACAGGAGAAAAGCCUUUCAAAUGUUCUCAGUGUGGAAAUAGAUUUACCCGGUUAGGGAACCUGAAAGGGCAUGAAAGAAUACAUACAAAACCACAGGAGGAGGAGGAGGAGAAGAAAUACCAUUGCUCUCAUUGUGGAAAGAAAUUUUUCCGAUCAGAGGACCUGAAAACACAUGAGAGGAUAGAGAGGCUGUGUUCUGACUUAAGUUUUUGACUGAGAAUGUGUGUUUUUGUUCAUGCCACAUGAAAUCAAAUUGCAAAUUCAAAAGCUUGCUAAAAAAUAGGCCUACAUUUGUUUUUCAUUUUUAACCUUGAGGCAUACAGGAUGGUUCUCAAUAUGCUUACGUUCUCUUGAGUACUUUCUUGUGAGGAUGAAUGUGGAGAAGGCAUAAAACAUUUGAUUUGAGAAGCAAUCGCACUCCCCGCACUGUGUUACAUCACGCUGCAUCUCCCCAUUCACUGAACCUUCUUCCAGCCAGGACAAUGGAAACAAUAGAGACGAAACAAGAUAGACACAAAGCAAAUCUUUUACUUCAUAAUUAUCAGCUAGAUAUAUGUGAAUCGUAAUCUAACUAUCCAUCUAGCUAGUAAACAGGCAAAAAUGAUCUAAAACUAAUGUUAUGCAAGGUAGAUGUCAAUUCUUCAUGGUUUGCUAGCUAGCCAGUUAGUCCUAUUGACUUACACUGAACCUUGCUUUUUCUAGGCAGGACAAUGGCAAGAGACGAAACAAGAUAUACACCAAGCAAACGUUUUACUUCAUAACUAUCAACUAGCUAUAUGUGAAUCGUAGUAAUAUAGCUAACCAGAUAGUAUAACAAGCAAAAAUGACCUAAAACCAAUGUGAUCAAGGUAGAUGUAAAUUCUUUGUGGGUAGCUAGCUAACAAUUCUUUGUGGCUAUCUGGCUAGCUAACAGUAGUAGCUAGCAGGUUAUCUCUAUUGAUUUACUAUGGGCUUAGGACCUACUCACACUACAGUGGGUAUUGUAGGCAGGUAACCAUGCCUAAAUUAACACUGUGUGUAUUUAUUAACGUAGCAAGAUAAAAUAUUGCAGCCAGGCAACAAAUGAGAUGUGAAUAGGCAGCAUUUCAUUCCAAAGUUGGAGUAUAUUCUCUCUUUCUUCAGCUCAAAUAAUGGUCUCCAUUGAGUUCAAGAAAAUUUGAGAAACAUCUACGGUCUUCAGAAAGUAUUCGCACCCUUUGACUUUUUCCACAUUUUCUUGUUACAAAGUGAGUUUUAAGUGGAUUUAGUUGUCAUUAUUUGUCAACAAUCGACACAAAAUAAUCAGUCAAAGUGGAAGAAAAUGUGUUACUUUUUAUUAAUGGAAAAUAAGACACUAAUAUAGGUUGGUAGGCCUCCUUGCUCGCACACACUUUUUCAGUUCUGCCCACAAGUUUUCUAUAGGAUUGAGGUCAGGGCUUUGUGAUGGCCACUCCAAUACCUUGACUUCAUUGUC
Molecule: messenger RNA, 3772 nt
Organism: Oncorhynchus tshawytscha (Chinook salmon)
Lineage: Eukaryota; Metazoa; Chordata; Actinopteri; Salmoniformes; Salmonidae
Product: zinc finger protein 436
Exons: 4
Coding region: 424-2532 (702 amino acids)
Biological process (GO): regulation of transcription by RNA polymerase II
Cellular component (GO): nucleus; myosin complex
Molecular function (GO): DNA-binding transcription factor activity, RNA polymerase II-specific; ATP binding; RNA polymerase II cis-regulatory region sequence-specific DNA binding
Source: RefSeq, a predicted model, not a curated record